GAAAAAACUAAGAAGUUCAAGUUUUAGAAUGUAUAACAAAAAGAAAAAAAUACGGCAAUAUGAUGUUAUUUACGACAAUACAACAAGAGAUUCAAUACCGAAAAGAGGAUACUAUUCCGAAUUAGUAUCAGAUAUGACAAAGGAUGAUUCAUCGAAAGAUAUAUGUGCAAAGAAAAGAAUGAAAUUAUUACUGCAGGCUAAAACAGAGCGAUUUGCACCUACGCUGAUUUCGCUGCCAAAGCCACAGAGAGCCAAAAUACUGUUGCCGCCUGGGCGUUGGACCACAUACAGAGAAGAUGAGAGCAUACAAUUCCCGUUCGAGACGUUUGUGCCGAAACUGCAGUUUCUGAGUGUAGUAUUACCAAAGGAGUUGCCAAGACUUGUGAAGAUUGAGAGAUUGCGAAGAAAGUUUCUAGCGGCUAAUAUAAAGAAAAUGCUCAGAGAGUUGGGUAUUCAACCCUAUUGGUUGUUACCUCCGUCGGAGUUCAAGUUCACGGACCAAGAGUUCUACGGCUUGUACAGUCCGUUCCCGAAAAUGGACCUGGAGAUUUUCGAUAACACAGAUUUUGAUUGCAGGAUUCCUGAGGAAUGGUUAUCUUUGGGUGUGAUUGAGGGAGAGCAGUACCCUUGCCCGGGGCUAGCUUUCCUUCCCAAAGACGAGAGCAAAACGGCCAAAACAACCGGAGACACUUUGCAGAUUCUGAACAAUCUGUAUGAGUGGACAAAUGUAGCUGCUUUUAGCUACGAUAAAGCAUCACAAACCUGGGAAGUAAUGACAUUGGAUGGAACCAAAAGGAAGUUUAACAUCCCUCGGAUACGCUUGAUGUUCAAGGCAGACGACCCUGAAACUUUUGCGCAAAGGAUCAAGUUCGCCGUAGACCUUCGCCGUCAAGUGGAGAAUGAUCUGAGAUUUUAUUUAUACCUGGAUUGUUUACGUCUGGAUGGUUUGCCUAUGAUGCCUCUGAAAUUCAUGGCAAACAUCAUCAAGAUGGUGUGCAUUCAUCGGCAGGCUAAAGAGAUCGAUGAGGCCCAUUUGAACGCACUUAAGAUGGAGGCGGAACUUUCUUAUAGUAAGAUGGAAGGUAAGAUGAAGAUGACACAUACAAUCUCGCGGUACCGAGAUCUGUACCACUUUAUUGAUGCACCUACCAAGGACUAUGUGCCACCUGUGCCUGAUUACGGUAUGUUUAACAACUUAACUUUAAAUCUAAAGAAAAGUUUACUAGAAAAAAACGUUUUAGUAACUUUCCACAGAGUAUUUUGA
Molecule: messenger RNA, 1264 nt
Organism: Chilo suppressalis (striped riceborer)
Lineage: Eukaryota; Metazoa; Arthropoda; Insecta; Lepidoptera; Crambidae
Source: the annotation of a GenBank genome assembly